CCAGUGUGGAUUUCAAAGAAUGGAGAUCGUUUUCAGCUAUAAAAUGUCUCAAGAAAUUUACGUUCCAUAGAACGUUUCUCAAGAAUCUACUAGAGGAUAUGCUCAUUAAAACAAGGAAGUAGACAAAGAAAGUGGAUGGCAUGUGGUCCAGAAAUAGGAGAUUCAGCCUAGAUGGAGAAUAAAGGGGUCCCCAGAGUGAUGAGGGAAUGGGAAUCAGAGGUGAAGGAGUGUGUCGGGAGACUGGUGUUUCAUGAGAAGCCUUGAGAUUCCUCCGGCCUCAGAUGACCAGGUACCACUAGAUACAGAAUACUGUGCUUUCCUUCUCCAAGUCACUUCCUGCCUUGUGACCACACACCCGGGCUUGACAAAGCUGUUCUGCAGAUCAGAAAGAAGGGGUUCCUGGUCAUACACCAGUACUACCAAGGACGGCUUUUUUCCUGCAAGAUCUGUUACCUAAAGCAAUAAAAAAUGGCCAGAGGAUCAGUGUCCGAUGAGGAAAUGAUGGAGCUCAGAGAAGCUUUUGCCAAAGUUGAUACUGAUGGCAAUGGAUACAUCAGCUUCAAUGAGUUGAAUGACUUGUUCAAGGCUGCUUGCUUGCCUUUGCCUGGGUAUAGAGUAAGAGAAAUUACAGAAAACCUGAUGGCUACAGGUGAUCUGGACCAAGAUGGAAGGAUCAGCUUUGAUGAGUUUAUCAAGAUUUUCCAUGGCCUAAAAAGCACAGAUGUUGCCAAGACCUUUAGAAAAGCAAUCAAUAAGAAGGAAGGGAUUUGUGCGAUCGGUGGUACUUCAGAGCAGUCUAGCGUUGGCACCCAACACUCCUAUUCAGAGGAAGAAAAGUAUGCCUUUGUCAACUGGAUAAACAAAGCCCUGGAAAAUGAUCCUGAUUGUCGGCAUGUCAUCCCAAUGAACCCAAACACGAAUGAUCUCUUUAAUGCUGUUGGAGAUGGCAUUGUCCUUUGUAAAAUGAUCAACCUAUCAGUGCCAGACACAAUUGAUGAAAGAACAAUCAACAAAAAGAAGCUAACCCCUUUCACCAUUCAGGAAAAUCUGAACUUGGCUCUGAACUCUGCCUCAGCCAUCGGGUGCCAUGUGGUCAACAUAGGGGCUGAGGACCUGAAGGAGGGGAAGCCUUAUCUGGUCCUGGGACUUCUGUGGCAAGUCAUCAAGAUUGGGUUGUUUGCUGACAUUGAACUCAGCAGAAAUGAAGCUCUGAUUGCUCUUUUGAGAGAAGGUGAGAGCCUGGAGGAUUUGAUGAAACUCUCCCCUGAAGAGCUCUUGCUGAGGUGGGCUAAUUACCACCUGGAAAAUGCAGGCUGCAACAAAAUUGGCAACUUCAGUACUGACAUCAAGGACUCAAAAGCUUAUUACCACCUGCUUGAGCAGGUGGCUCCAAAAGGAGAUGAAGAAGGUGUUCCUGCUGUUGUUAUUGACAUGUCAGGACUGCGGGAGAAGGAUGACAUCCAGAGGGCAGAAUGCAUGUUGCAGCAGGCGGAGAGGCUGGGCUGCCGGCAGUUUGUCACAGCCACAGAUGUUGUCCGAGGGAACCCCAAGUUGAACUUGGCUUUUAUUGCCAACCUCUUUAACAGAUACCCUGCCCUGCACAAACCAGAGAACCAGGACAUUGACUGGGGGGCUCUUGAAGGUGAGACGAGAGAAGAGCGGACAUUUAGGAACUGGAUGAACUCCCUGGGCGUUAACCCUCGAGUCAAUCAUUUGUACAGUGACUUAUCAGAUGCCCUGGUCAUCUUCCAGCUCUAUGAAAAGAUCAAAGUUCCUGUUGACUGGAACAGAGUAAACAAACCGCCAUACCCCAAACUGGGAGGCAAUAUGAAGAAGCUUGAGAAUUGUAACUACGCGGUAGAAUUGGGGAAGAAUCAAGCGAAGUUCUCCCUGGUUGGCAUCGGUGGACAAGAUCUCAAUGAAGGAAACCGCACUCUCACACUGGCCUUGAUUUGGCAGCUAAUGAGAAGGUAUACACUGAAUAUCCUCGAAGAAAUUGGUGGUGGCCAGAAGGUCAAUGAUGACAUUAUUGUCAACUGGGUGAAUGAAACAUUGAGGGAAGCAGAGAAAAGUUCAUCCAUCUCUAGUUUCAAGGACCCGAAGAUUAGUACAAGUCUGCCUGUUCUGGACCUCAUCGAUGCCAUCCAACCAGGUUCCAUUAACUAUGACCUUCUGAAGACAGAAAAUCUGAAUGAUGAUGAGAAACUCAACAAUGCAAAAUAUGCCAUCUCUAUGGCCCGAAAAAUUGGAGCAAGAGUGUAUGCCCUGCCAGAAGACCUGGUUGAAGUGAACCCCAAAAUGGUCAUGACCGUGUUUGCCUGCCUCAUGGGGAAAGGAAUGAAGAGGGUGUGAGGCCCAAUGGGGCUGGGUGGGAGGCGGUGCCCUCACUCCUGACUGCCCGGCACAGAUGCUCCCGGGAUGAUUCAAGCCAUUCCAAAGUUCAACUUGGUGACACUCUAUAAGAUUCCAAAAAGCACAUAUUAGUGCAGCCAAGUAGCCUCUCCUGUAUUUAACAAAAAGUGCUUCAUUCUUUGCAGGAGGCCCAACCUCCUAUAUAUAGGUUUCUAUUCUUGAUUUAUUUGCUUCUUCGAAAAUCUAGAGGAAAAGAAAGAAGUUAUUUUCCAGGUACCCUUCUCGCUUUUGCCGUUAGCCAAGGAUAGAAGCUGCAGUGGUAUUAAUUUUGAUAUAAUCUUUCAAACCAGCUUCAUGUGGCUUCCCUUUUCUUUGUUCAAGAUGAGGGCCAGGAGGGGAAUCAUCACACCUGCCCUAAACCCUGUUCCUGGAGGUCAGCAUUUGAUCUGUUGCAAGCCCCUCUUUCUGUCCCCUCUUCCUACCCUGCCUCCCAUGACUUUGCUCCUCACACUUUUGGAACCAUGCCUUCCGGGGGGCCCAUCUCUUCUGGCCAUCCUUGUCUCUGGGCCACGUGGAGUGUCUGAUAAAUCAGUCAAGCUCUUGAAGUCUCAGGAGUCUCUGGUAGCCUGCAGAAGUAAGCCUCAUCAUCAGAGCCUUUCCUCAAAACUGGAGUCUCAAAUGUCAUCAGGUUUCGAUUUUUUUCAGCCACUAAGAACCUCUCUGCUUUUAACUCUAGAAUUUGUUGGGCUUGGACCAGAUCUAACAUCUUGAAUACUCUGCCCUCUAGAGCCUUCACUCUUAAUGGAAGGUUGGCUCCAAGGAGGGUGUAAUGGAGCAUCAAGCCACUCGGGGGCAGCAUGGAGCUAUAACUAAGCAUCCUUUAGGGUUCUGCCUCUCCAGGCAUUUAGCCCUUACAUUAGAUCUAGUUACUGUGGUAUGGCUAAUACCUGUCAACAUUUGGAGGCAAUCCUACCUUGCUUUUGCUUCUAGAGCUUAGCAUAUCUGAUUGUUGUCAGGCCAUAUUAUCAAUGUUUACUUUUUUGGUACUAUAAAAGCUUUCUGCCACCCCUAAACUCCAGGGGGGACAAUAUGUGCCAAUCAAUAGCACCCCUACUCACAUACACACACACCUAGUCAGCUGUCAAGGGUAGAAUGAAUCUAUGCUGGAUAAGAAAUGGCGGAACUGCGUUAUGAAGAGCUAAUUUACUGGACAAAGAAUUCCAAAGCAAAACCAGAACAGUAUGAAUUUGAGCAGCUCUCAUAGGUUGAGCAAUUUCCCCCUAAACCAACUGAAAGCUAAAAAGCAACAGGCCAUUGUGAACCAACGCUAGACACCCUCUGUCAUGGUGAAAAGCUCCAUCAAUGAGGUAUCUUCUUUAGUGGUGGUAUGUAAUGGAACUUAGCCAUUUUUCAAAGCAAUUGAAAUGCAUUGCUCUGGAUCUGUUCCUUGGCAGUGGACUCAGAAAGCCAACAUGUGGCUCCUCCCAGCCCAUAACCAGUAUUUUUGCUGCUUCUGAAUACACAGUGGUUGGUUUUGACUUCAGAUUGAACUUACUAUAGCCUCAGAUGAUUUCCCCCCUCCGCCUCCAGGAAGAAAGAAUAUUGAUGCCUUAAUAAAAAAUGAAAAGAGAAUGAUGCUCAAAAUAUUUCCAAAUAAAAUGUUCCCUAUA
Messenger RNA from Gorilla gorilla gorilla (western lowland gorilla), 4022 nucleotides. It is a transcript of the gene LCP1, whose product is annotated as lymphocyte cytosolic protein 1. The coding region runs from base 469 to 2352 and encodes 627 amino acids. Gene Ontology annotation, cellular component: cytoplasm; actin filament bundle; actin filament. The transcript is spliced from 19 exons. Gene Ontology annotation, biological process: actin filament bundle assembly; actin filament network formation. The record is from RefSeq and is a predicted model, not a curated record. Gene Ontology annotation, molecular function: calcium ion binding; actin filament binding. Lineage: Eukaryota; Metazoa; Chordata; Mammalia; Primates; Hominidae.